AUGAUUGAACUAAGAGCAUUGGGAGGUCUGAUGCGAUCAAGGAGUGGAGAAAAAGAAUGGCUUGAAGUUAAAGAGAGCAGUAUUUGGGCUUUAACACAUGAGAAUUCAAUCUUGCCUGCCUUGAGGUUGAGCUACUUUCAUUUAAAUCCGACCUUAAAGCAGUGCUUUUCUUUUUGUGCUAUAUUUCCCAAAGAGUGGAUAAUCAUGAAAGAAGAACUCACUAUUCUUUGGUUGGCUAAUGGAUUUAUUUCGUCUAGAGAAAAUUUGGAGGUCGAAGAUGUUGGCAGCAUGAUUUGGAAUGAAUUGUGCCAAAAAUCAUUCUUUCAAGACAUCAAGAUUGAUGAAUAUUCUGGAGACAUUUCUUUCAAGAUGCAUGAUCUUGUCCAUGAUCUUGCUCAGUCGAUAAUGGGGCAAGAAUGUGUGGUUUUAGAGAAUAAAAACAUGGCUAGUUUGUCAAAAAGUACACAUCAUAUUAGUUUUCAUGAUGCUUCUCAUUUAUCAGUCGAUAAGAGUGCUUUGAAAAAAGUAGAGUCCUUACGCACAAUAUUUGAGUUGAAUUGUGAUAGAUUUGUACGAACUGACUACUUCCCAUUUCCAACAAACUUUUCUCUUCGGGUUUUACGCUUCUCCUCUUUCCAGGUAUCAUCACUCGGAAGCUUAAUUCAUCUGAGGUAUUUGGAAUUUUGUAGUCUUAACAUUGAAAACAUUCCUGACUCAAUUUACAGCUUACAUAAAUUAGAAAUCUUAAAAUUGAAAAAUCUUGAAAAACUGAGAUGUCUACCGAAAUAUUUGGCUUGCUUACAAAGUCUCAGGCAUCUUGUCAUUAACGAUUGUGAUGCGCUUUCUUAAUUGUUUCCUUACGUGGGAAAAUUAACUUGCCUAAGAACAU
Molecule: messenger RNA, 889 nt
Organism: Lathyrus oleraceus (garden pea)
Lineage: Eukaryota; Viridiplantae; Streptophyta; Magnoliopsida; Fabales; Fabaceae
Product: putative disease resistance protein RGA4
Exons: 2
Coding region: 1-849 (282 amino acids)
Biological process (GO): defense response to other organism
Source: RefSeq, a predicted model, not a curated record